Messenger RNA from Pocillopora verrucosa, 1125 nucleotides. RefSeq names its product clathrin heavy chain linker domain-containing protein 1. The record is from RefSeq and is a predicted model, not a curated record. Lineage: Eukaryota; Metazoa; Cnidaria; Anthozoa; Scleractinia; Pocilloporidae.
AUCGCAAGUUGCGGUGGCGAAGCUCGAAAACGAUACCAAAUUUGUCCCCAAAGUGAUGAAAGGUCAACUUUUCAAUCGUCUUCGCGAAAAAGAGGAAAUCAAAGAUGCCCUUUUGGAAAGACGCGAUGAGCUGAAGAAGAACAUAAUUUCAGUGAAAUUUCGUCUCGCUGUCAAGAGAAAAGGAACCAAAACCAUUAAGGCAGGUAAUCAAAGAUCAUCUUAUUUUCGUCAACUUUGCUUAGCGCUGAAGGAGACCCACAGAACAAUGGAGGAAGCAGUUAAGAAGUGUGAGGAGGAGGCGAGAGAAGAAACAAAUGAUAAACAGCAUGUUGAUAAUGCCUUAGAAGGAGUCAGUAGUUUAUCAUUGCGCGUCGAAGGAGAAGAUGACGACCCGACCAAGGACCAAGAAGCAGAGUUUGUACUCGAAUACAUUGAGAACUUUUUCGAGGUUUAUGAAGCGGGAAAAAUAGAGGAUGCUGUCAUGUUGGCUGCACAUUCCCCCAAGGGUGUUUUAAGGUCGAUGGAGACUCUUGCAAAGUUUGAAGAAUACGAUGCAACUCAUAUAGGCAGUUCAGUUUUGAUGUCCUACUGGGAAGCUCUUCUUCCAACAGUUAGCACUGGCUGUAAAAAACCAUCUCAGUGGGAAACUUUGGAGUGUGUCAGAUGUGUCUUAGCGAGAGGGAGAACUGAUCUCCUUACUCACUGGAUUGCACAGAAUCAGUUAACUCUCUCUGAAGAGGCUGGAAGACUGAUAUCUGAAGCUUGCAGAUGCCCGAACAGUUGUACCUGUGGAUUAACUGGACUUGCUGAAGCUGUGUUCGAAAAUGUUGGUGCUCAUAAAGAGGUCUUGGGUUCUUUGCUCAAGCAAGGACGAUUCCACAAAGCCGUCAACUACUUAGGACAUAACGAGAACUUAGCUCGGACAGAUUUUAUAGACGCCCUCCAGGAACUGCCACUUACGGACGCCAUGCUAUCUUUCUUGUGUGGUGAUAGCAAUGAAAACUGCCUGUUUUCCAUCAAUGAGGCUGCUGAUCUUUUGGCACAUGUGCUUGUGAACUCAUCCCUCCGUCAUGCUGCCAAUAGAGAGCACGGAGAAGGAAUUGUUCCUUAAGACUAACGUAAAGG